Messenger RNA from Talpa occidentalis (Iberian mole), 832 nucleotides. Its product is annotated as ubiquitin D-like. Gene Ontology annotation, cellular component: nucleus. The coding region runs from base 87 to 584 and encodes 165 amino acids. Lineage: Eukaryota; Metazoa; Chordata; Mammalia; Eulipotyphla; Talpidae. The transcript has 2 exons. Gene Ontology annotation, molecular function: protein binding; proteasome binding. The record is from RefSeq and is a predicted model, not a curated record. Gene Ontology annotation, biological process: response to type II interferon; ubiquitin-dependent protein catabolic process; positive regulation of canonical NF-kappaB signal transduction.
AGUAGGGGAUUUCCAGCAGAGCAGCUGCAUAUAAGCUGGUGCAAGGUCCUUGCCUCCAUCUCUUUUUUGCUCCCCAGAUCGAAGAGAUGGCUCCCAAUGCCUCCUGCCUCUGUGUGAAUGUCCAUUCCGAGGCAUGGAAUAUGAUGACCUUCACUGCCAACUCUAAUGACAGCGUGAAUAAGAUCAGUGAACAUGUCCGAUCUCAGACCAAGGUUCCUGUGCAGGAACAGGUCCUUCUGCUCGGCACAACGGCCCUAGAACCCCGGAGAACACUGUCCUCUUAUGGCAUUGACAAGGAGACAACCAUCCACCUCACUCUGAAGGUAGUGAAGCCCAGUGAUGAGGAGAUGCCCUUGAUUCUGGUGGAGCAGGGUGAUGAGGGGCAGAGACACCUCCUCCAGGUGCGAAGGUACAGCUCGGUGAAACAGGUGAAAAAGAUGAUUGAGGAGAACACUGGUGUGCGCCCCAAGAGACAGAUUGUGACUUGCAAUGGGAAGAGACUGGAAAAUGGGAAGACCAUGGCAGAGUACGACAUCAGAGGGGGCGAUUAUCUCUUCCUGAACCGUUACUGUAUUGGGGGAUGACCACCCAAGAGAAAAUAAAUCUUAUUUCCUUUUAGUGCUUACUGGCCAAUCACACCCUAUGAUGUUAAUCUCCCAAAAUUAAUGAGAAACAAACUUACAGGAAAAGUAGAGUUGGUGUGGAGUACCACACCAAAUUUAGCUGCAGCUAAAUCUACAAUGAUUUGAUUCUAACAUAAUUAUGUGGCAAUUGGUGUAUAGUAUGUUACUGAGAACAUAAAAUAAAUUUUAGAGCACAUUAAAAAUACCAU